AUGGACGAAACCCACCAUACCAGCGCCAGAGACGACUUCAAAAUCUGGCAACAGAACCUUAGAAAAUCGCUCAAUGCCUGGGAACAUCUGUUACAUAGUCUCAAUCCAGACGAGUAUGACCUAGCCUGCAUCCAAGAACCCUACCUCAACGCCGUCAAUCUUGCCAAUGCCUCAACUCUGGGCCGUUUCUGGGACGUCAUAUACCCCUCGAACCACCACUCCAAUGCCGAACGCUCCCAGACGAUAAUGCUUGUAAAUAAAUGGAUAUCCAAAAACAACUGGCACAUAAUACCCAUCAACUCUCUGAAUGUCAUGGCCAUAGAACUCACAGGACAAUUCGGCAAAGUACGUAUAUACAAUAUCUAUAACCCGGGUGACAGCGAUCACACCUUACAU
This is a messenger RNA of Suillus plorans, 396 nucleotides long. RefSeq lists its product as uncharacterized. The transcript has a single exon. NCBI's taxonomy places the organism in Eukaryota, Fungi, Basidiomycota, Agaricomycetes, Boletales, Suillaceae. The annotation marks the transcript as partial. The record is from RefSeq and is a predicted model, not a curated record.